AACAGAAAACUGUCCACGCUGGUGCAGAAGAGCGAGCGCCGGGCCCACGCCCUGCAGCAGGUGAUGGAGCGGCGGGACGAGGACCGAAGGGCAGCGACGGAGGGGCUUGCGCGGGAGAACGAGCGCCUCAAGGCGGAGAGGAACGCCAUCGCGCUGGCGCUGGCCGCGAUCGCGCUGCAGUCGAUGGGAGGCGAGAAUGCAGAUCCAGCUGACGUAAUCAUGGAUGUGGAGGCAGCCGAAUUCGAUGGCCAGGAGCCCAUCCCCAGGUCCCCGAGCGUUUGGCUGCAGCUCAAGUACGAAAUCGACGACGAGGGGAACCUCACGUCUUUCAGCAAGAGCAAAGGGUCCCGCGUGAGGCCAUUCGACGGCGACGGGGCCCGUGGGGUCGCGGCCCUUGUGCAGCACGUCGCCAGGCUGUACAAUCAGCGCACGCAGCUGCGGUCACAUCAAAUGAGCGUCCUGAGGGAGCACCAGAAGAUGGCGCAGGCGGUUCGGCAAGCGGACAAGGAAUACAUGGACAUGCACGCCAUGAUGGACGACUUUGAGGCGGAGGUCAAAAAGAUGGAGUCGCAGUGGUCCGUGCCUCCCAUAUUCAACGACGCCGGCGCCCGCGACGCCUCCCUGACGGGCCGCCUGCACACAGCCCACCGCGCCCUCUCCAUGCUGUCCCUGGCCCUGAGCGGCCGCGAGGAGGAGCUCAACGAAGCCAGGGCUAAAGUGCUGGAACUGCGUUUCUACAGAGAGCUGCACGGCAAGGGCAUGUACGAAAGCAGGCAAACCGCAGGGGGCCAUGGGGACCACGGCAAGAGCACGGAUGGCGGGAAGAGAAGGGACGAGGUUGGUGAUGCUCGUGGCGAGGUGGGUGAACAGGGGAUCGGAUUGGAAGACUGUGAAGUUAGAACCAAGGAAGAGAACCGUGGGAUGGACUUUGGGGCGUUUGGUCCCAAGCAGGAAGGGGCUUCGAGGGGUGGGAAUGCGCUGCCAGGGGAAUUGGCAAUGGGAAACGGGGCCCAGCAAAAGACUUUUGGAUCCCAAGAGGAAGCGCUUGUGCAGCCGAUGGAGGAGAGGCUUGGCGAGGCAGCAGGAAAAGAGCUGACUUGUCGAGAGAGGAAGGAGGAUGCGGCGACGAAAAUCCAGGCCAGGUUUCGAGGCAAUAGGGCGCGCACUCUGUGCAGGAGCAAGCAGGUGACCGGGGUGCGCGGCGACCAAGUGGGCGAGGCGUCGUCUUCUGAGGUGUCUGUUGACGGAGAGGGCGUGCGAGAGCAAGGCGAAGGCGGCGAGAAGCGUGGGCUGGACUCGGACAUUGGCGCAGGGGUGCGAGAGGGGGCGAAGGACGGCGAGCGGAGGGGGGAGAAUGAAGGCGCCGCUGCGGUGAAGAUCCAGGCCGGGUUCAGGGGCCACCGGGCGCGCAAGGAGGCGGCCCUUCGCAGAGAAGGGGUGAGGAGGGCGGACGCGGCGGGCACAGUGCAGGCGCAUUACCGCGGACACCGAGCGAGAAAGUCCGUGGCGGGCAUGAGGGAGGAAAAGAAGGCCCGGGAAGAGGGCGCCGCCACGAAGAUACAGACGCACGUUCGGGGACGUCAGGCCAGGGCGCGGGUUGCUGAUAUGCGGUCGAGACGUUUGGCGAGUGAGGUUAGGGAGACAAGGGCGUCGCCCGAGCGUGAGAGCCCGGAGGAGAGUAUUGAGGUAGGCCUCAGGGCAAGCCCUUCGGGCACCGUAUCUGUGGUGUUGUCGGACGGCUCCCUCGUGGACGUGGGGCUGACCACGAGCCCCUCGGGGACAGUGUCCAUGAGGCUAUCCGAAAGGGCUACCAAAAAGGCGAAAAGGGAAGCUGGAGAAGCUGACGGUGUCUCAAAGGGGAACGAAAAUACAGAUUGUGUCUCAAAGGAAGCCGGAGCCCCAGAGAAUGUCUCAAAAAAGACUGGAGAACCAGUUGGUGGGGAGUGCAAGGAUGCCGGGGUUGGGGUUGGGCUGGUGGCCACUCCUUCUGGCAACGUGUCUGUCACAUUGACGGACAAGUAUGCCCACGAGCCACCCGUGGACGAGCAGCCGUCCUCGGCCCCAACUGGCGACGAGCGUGGUCGAGCAGAUCACACAGAAACUCGUUCGGAACCCGAGAAGGCGUCAGGCGAAGGCGCCCCGCCUGUUGAGAGCAACGUGGAAGCGACACUUGUUGAUGCCGCGAAUGGCGCCAGCGACGGGGAGGCCGAGGGCUCAGAUGCCUGCGGCCAGAAUGUCGCCGCGCAUCUGGGCAUCACUCGGUCAGGCAACGUGACAGUGGAAUUGUCGGAUCAACGCGACAGUAACAUCUUGAAUGCGCCAAUUUCUGAUGAAGACAGGCGGAAUCCCAGCGUCACGGAAAAUGCCGGCGGGGCCGUCGGGGUGCAUCUGGGUGUGACCCAGUCGGGCAAUGUAACCGUGGGUUUGUUGGAUGGACCCGAAGGCAAUAUACGGGAUGCACCAAGUUCUGUGGACGACAGUCGCCAUGCCCAAGCCAUAGAAAAUCCUAGUGGAUCCAUUGGUGUGCGUCUGGGUGUGACUCAAUCGGGGAUUGUUUCUGUAAAACUGUCGGACCAGAAUGUCGAGGAGACGUUAGACGCGGCACGCUCUGGCGAGCAGCACGAGCCGGCCACGCUCUCGGCAGAGGAGUCGCCCCCGGGACAAGAAUUAGGCGCUGAGGAGGAACGCCCGGCUGGCUUGAGCGAGGAACAGAUGGCGACUGCGGAAGGUGACGUUGAGAAGGAUGCCGCGAGAGCACAAGUGGAUGGAGUCGGGAUGGGGAUCCCUGGAUCUCUCCACGUCCCCCACUGA
Ostreobium quekettii is the source of this 2811-nucleotide messenger RNA. NCBI's taxonomy places the organism in Eukaryota, Viridiplantae, Chlorophyta, Ulvophyceae, Bryopsidales, Ostreobiaceae. The record is from the annotation of a GenBank genome assembly.